Molecule: messenger RNA, 1385 nt
Organism: Castor canadensis (American beaver)
Lineage: Eukaryota; Metazoa; Chordata; Mammalia; Rodentia; Castoridae
Source: RefSeq, a predicted model, not a curated record
AGAUGAGCAAACACUCCCUGAGAGAGAUGUCUGACAGCCACUGCAGCCCUCUCCUGCCAGAGCCUUAUUCCAGCCGAUACAAAUUCUACAAAUUAGAGCCUAGCAACUCUACCUGGCCCUCAAGCUCCCAGGAUGCACAUCCAGCCCUGCCCCUGCUGGAAAUGCCUGAGGAAAAGGAUCUCCUAUCAUCUGAUGCAAACAGCCAUAUUGUGAAAAUUGAAAAGUCCAAUGAAAGGAGUAAAAGGAGAGAGAGCGAGGUGCCCCGCAGGUCCUCUGCCGGACAGAGAAGUUUCAGCCUCUUCCAAGCAGUGGGCUAUCUCACAGGCGAGAUGAAGGAGUGCAAGAACUGGCUGAAAGAUAAAUCCCUGGCUCUCCAGUUCCUAGACUGGGUCCUGAGGGGGACAGCUCAGGUGAUGUUCGUCAACAACCCCCUCAGCGGGCUCAUCAUCUUCAUAGGACUUCUGAUCCAGAAUCCCUGGUGGACGAUUGCCGGGGCUCUGGGGACAGUGGUCUCAACUUUAACCGCUCUCAUCUUAAGCCAGGACAGGUCAGCCAUCGCCUCUGGACUCCAUGGCUACAACGGGCUGCUGGUGGGGCUGCUGGUGGCUGUGUUCUCUGAGAAGGUAGACUACUACUGGUGGCUUCUGUUUCCUGUGAUCUUCACAACCAUGGCCUGCCCAGUUAUUUCUAGUGCCUUGAAUUCCAUCUUCAGCAAGUUGGACCUGCCUGUCUUCACACUUCCCUUCAACAUCAUCUUGACCCUGUACCUGACAGCUACAGGCCACUUCAACCUCUUCUUCCCCACGACACUGGUAAAGCCCACAUCUUCAGUGCCAAAUAUCACUUGGACAGAGAUUGAAAUGCCCUUGCUGUUGCAAGCCAUCCCCAUUGGGGUUGGCCAGGUGUAUGGCUGUGACAAUCCCUGGACAGGAGGCAUGAUCCUGGUGGCUCUGUUCAUCUCUUCGCCACUCAUCUGUUUACAUGCAGCCAUCGGGUCAAUCAUUGGGAUACUGGCAGCCCUGACGGUGGCUACGCCCUUCGAGACGAUCUACUUGGGCCUCUGCAGUUACAACUGCGUCCUCUCCUGUGUCGCCAUCGGGGGCAUGUUCUACGCCCUCACCUGGCAGACCCACCUGCUGGCCCUUGUCUGUGCCCUGUUUUGUGCAUACAUGGGAGCAGCCCUCUCCAACUUGAUGGCAGUGGUUGGUGUGCCACCAGGCACUUGGGCUUUCUGCCUCUCUACCCUCAUCUUCCUGCUCCUGACAACCAACAACCCUGCCAUCUACAAGCUCCCGCUCAGCAAAGUCACCUAUCCAGAGGCCAACCGCAUCUACUACCUUACAAUGAAAAGCAGUGAAGAAGAGAAGGCCCCCAGCGGUGACUAG